UAAAUAAGUGAAGCGCUUUACAAUUUACUUGUUGGACUACAGAUAAAAUUUGUCGAUAAUCAGUGUUGUAGUAGAGAUGGGCGUGAAAAGAAGCAAGGAAUAAGAACCUAGUAAUUAACACAUAAUUUCGGUCAUAAAUAAUACGAGUUGAUACAAUGAGUGCACAUUUUUUUCAUUUAUUCUUCUUCUUGCGUGCGAUUAAAGGUUUAUCGUUGCAACAAAUGCUUGAUUUUAUUGAAGAGCUUGACGAAGCAGGUGAUCAAGAUGAUGUACCAGCUACUAUUUAUAUUGAACCUCCUGUGGAUGGCAAUAUAUCUGGUGAAGAUGAUGCGGAAGACGAAUCUGGGGGAAUACCAGAUAAUGUUUGUCCCCCUCAGCUUAAAAGCGAAUGUGAAGUUGUAAUGGCUAGUGGACGACGUUUACAAAAUUUUGAUGAAAAUGAAAUUGGAGGCAUCUGCAAAUAUCGAAGAUUUGCCUGUCGUUAUUGUGGAAAAAGAAUAUAA
Molecule: messenger RNA, 503 nt
Organism: Bactrocera tryoni
Lineage: Eukaryota; Metazoa; Arthropoda; Insecta; Diptera; Tephritidae
Exons: 4
Coding region: 156-503 (115 amino acids)
Source: RefSeq, a predicted model, not a curated record